AGUGUAUGAACUUCAUAUUUUUCUAUCUUUUAUUUUUAAGAUUUUGCUCCGACCCAUAUCUUGUUUUAUCACAACUGACACGAGUUCACUUUAUAUCUAUCUAUCUCUCUCUCUCUCUCUUUACUAUUUAAAGUUUAAAGGUUGAGGGGGGGAGAAGGUUUACUGAUUUUACAUGAGGUUUGCCAGAGUGUCAGGUUACUACUGCAGCUGUACUGUUCCUUUAUCACGAUACAACAGGUGUUUUGAACCUUGAUAAGCCGGGUUGAACUCCGACUACUAUUCUGCUACUAGGCUCUGUAUGCGUGGUGAGAGAUAAUAACUUGAACUGUUGAAUUGAUAGAAUUGCUGUCGUGUCCCUACAUACAAGAAAAGUGGAUAUCACAGUUUUAAACAGAAGAAACAGAUGAAUAAGAAUAUUGAUCAAGUGUGCGGACUGAAUGAGAAGAAAUAGAAUAGAUUAUCAACAAGAUGAUGUUAAGAGAAGAUAUGAAGAUAAAGCACCAGCAAUCUAUCUUGAGAGAAGAAGGCUAAAGAACUAUCUGUUUUACGGAGAUACGAGUUCCGCUCUAUAUCAUCAAACAUUUGGAAAUUCUUCCUUCCACUACAGGAUACAGGAUGGACUAAAUAGAGGAGAUCAAAACAUAGAUCAACAGUGCUUAGAAGCGUCUAAGGGACAGUCUGCUCUCUUAAACUUCACUGAAAGUAUUACCAGGAGAUUUAACAAUGAUUCUGAAAAUAAACCUAAGAAAUAUCCUGUUGGAGAACAGGGGAAAACUUUGGUUCUAAGUUUUCAGCAUUCAUUGUCCAAACCAAAGGAAAGGGAUGGUGUAGCCUCGGACUCCUCAACAUGUUCAAUUCUUUGAUAGACGAAUUUUACGAAUUAAUGCUGCGUAAUUCAGGACUAGAUUUCAGUUGAUGUUUAUAAAGAAGAUUCUCAGCUUAGUGUGUAUACUGUAUAUCAUUACCAGGGUUUCAGCUCAUUAAAGGAACUGAAAGCAUAAUUUCAAGUGACCCUCCAUACGAAGAUGACAAUGUCCGAUUCAAGAUGGUACUCUUAAGGGAAUUAUAUAUCAAUGUUUUUAAUUAUGAAAACUGAUAAUUUUUAAAUGCGGGUUCUAUGCAAAAGUGAGUUAUGCAUUUCUACUGCAGGAAAACACAUAGGAAUUAUAAAAAAAUAAAACACUUAUAAACCUAGAAAAACGACCAAAUCUUCCACAUAAUUAUUCAACUGACAAAGAUUUUUAAGGGCACUUUUGUUAAUCGGACAUUGCCAUCUUUGCAUGGAGGGUUACUUGAAAUUACGCUUACAGAUCCUUUAAGCCAACAUGCAGGGGAACAUAAUUUGCAUAUAAGUUCGUAGACUAUACAUAUAUAUAGAUAUAUUUUUGUAAUUUAUUCUUCAAUUUGUAGGUUAAGUUGGUCAAAGUUAAUGAUUAAUACCAAGAACUCCCAUAGCUUUAUUUACAAAUGAAGAAAACUGCAGUUCUGGGUCGUUAGCUUAAUUAAAAUCUGAAUUUAUGUAAACUAGAUCGUUAGCUUAAUUAAAAUCUGAAUUUAUGUAAACUAGAUCGUUAGCUUAAUUAAAAUCUAAAUUUA
Messenger RNA from Eurytemora carolleeae, 1596 nucleotides. RefSeq lists its product as uncharacterized. The transcript has 6 exons. Lineage: Eukaryota; Metazoa; Arthropoda; Copepoda; Calanoida; Temoridae. The coding region runs from base 438 to 863 and encodes 141 amino acids. The record is from RefSeq and is a predicted model, not a curated record.